Talaromyces atroroseus is the source of this 2040-nucleotide messenger RNA. RefSeq lists its product as hypothetical. Gene Ontology annotation, cellular component: chromosome, centromeric region; nucleus. The record is from RefSeq and is a predicted model, not a curated record. Gene Ontology annotation, biological process: meiotic chromosome segregation. The transcript has 4 exons. The coding region runs from base 1 to 2040 and encodes 679 amino acids. NCBI's taxonomy places the organism in Eukaryota, Fungi, Ascomycota, Eurotiomycetes, Eurotiales, Trichocomaceae.
AUGGCGCGAUUAAAUGAUCUCCCCGGCCCAACAGAGUCCAUAGAAGCCCUCAAAAGACGCUUUGUACGGCAGAACCGCGAAAUCGCAAGAGUAAACUCGCUCCAGUCGCUGCGAAUACAGAGUUUAGAAUCAGAACUAUCUCACCUCCUAAAAGAGAACGCCGCUCUCAAAGAACAAGUGAUUUCAUUGACACACGAUGCCGAAAAAUUUGCAGCCGGUCGAGCUUUUCAUAAGGACAUCUAUCGGUGUAAGGAGAAAUUUGCGGCCAAAGUUUCCGAAUUGAACUCGCUGGUUAGCGAGCUGGGCAUGAUUCCGGAGAGCUUCCUUAAAAAGACCGCGCAUCUCACAACUGCAGAUGCUAAUAUAGAAACUCAGCGCUCCUUUGACUCUGGUCGGAGACCAUUGACGUGGGACGAAAACGGCGACAGACUUCCAACAAUCUUAGAGGAUAAAUAUUUCCCAAGACGAACUCUUGACCCUGAGGAAUUGGCAGCAGUAGCAACACAACAAGAUCUAGACUCGCCUACCAUAGGAUCUCCUCCAGUUGCUCACUUUGAUGUGGAUCAGAGUCCACUUUCACUGAGAAAGCAUGACGACUUCGACCUUUCUACGAAAGACAUUGCUUCCCCAGAAUUGGAAGAUAGCAUGCACUCCGACAACAACAGCCUUUCCUAUUCUCCAAACAACACCAACGAAGACGUUCCGAUCCCAGAGCAACAAACCUCGCCAUCUAAAUAUGUCCUACUUCCUGUCCUGUCUGGAUCAAAGCGCAAGUUCAGCGCAACGGAAGAUGAAAUCACGUUUUCGCCGCCUCCUGCAACCGCUGGUCCGGCAAUUGAUGAUGAUUUCCAGUUUACACGCUCCGUUGAUAUUUCUAGAGCGCGACAACCAAAUGUGGCAGUCGAAGUAAUCAGUGAGCCUACAGCAGGACACGGGAAGAAACAACAACAAAAGAAGGGAAAUCUUGCGAAGCGAAGAGUACUAGAACCAAAAACCACAAACAUGGCUUCACCCACGAAGAAAACAGUACAGCAGGUUGGUGAUGGCAAACCGGAGAAUACACCAAGAAGGCCUGGCGAAGAAGAGAACGCGCGCAAAACGGAACCACCAAACAACGCUUCACAGUUACAACCCGAUCAGACGAAAAAGACAAAAAGAGCAACUGCAAUGGCUGCACACGAGGACGAAGCUAUCAAGCCAACAUCAAACAGUCGUGAUUUUGUGGCGAAAGAACGCCAACGCAAGCAAUCAUUCCACGGUAAUGACAUAAACAAACCUGCUGUAACAGAAUCUAUGCCUCUUCCCAGUCUCACAUCACGACCGUCCAGGCGGGCGAGAGGAGCCAUCAGCUACGCAGAGCCCAAUCUGCGAGACAAGAUGCGAAGAGCCACAAAUGAACUGACAGAUGCUGUGGCUAUUGAACAUGCACAACGUACAGCUUCGCUGGCGGGUAAUUCUGGUCAGAAUUUCGAACCAGAAAGCCACGAUAGUUCUUCGCUCGAUCCUAGCCUGGUAGCUAACCCAACGAUUCCACAUGAUAAUCAACGGAUUGUUGCCGAACUACCCAAGCACAUGGUAACUGAGAGAAAGCGGAGAACAUUGUCGGCUAGCACGAAUGAGAUUACGCGCUUAAACAAGACCGAGAGCGAGUCAGACCUGAGGCAAGACACCGAGGGUGACGGCACAAGGUCACCCACCACUACCACCAAUCAUCCAACACAAGAGCAUCUGCGACGGCGAUCGGCAAGUCUAAAACCGCAGACACAUCGACAUUCCUCAAAUCCUGCAGGCUAUGACCGCGCAAAAUCCAAUCAAUCCGAUAAGUUGGCUAGUCAUGAGACAUCAGAGUUGGACGGUGAAAGCCACGACAACGACACCGUAUUGGAGGAAUCCCUGCCACAUAUUACGGUCAUCAACAAAGAUAUCGGAGCAGCAAACACUGCGAGAGUAAGAGGAACACGAAAUCUGACGGAAGAUAGUAGUGCCCAAGCCACGCGAAACCAGCGUGUCUCGUCAAGAAGGCGAAGCACCUUGAUAUAA